Molecule: messenger RNA, 1086 nt
Organism: Debaryomyces hansenii CBS767
Lineage: Eukaryota; Fungi; Ascomycota; Pichiomycetes; Serinales; Debaryomycetaceae
Product: polyubiquitin-binding protein
Exons: 1
Coding region: 1-1086 (361 amino acids)
Cellular component (GO): VCP-NPL4-UFD1 AAA ATPase complex
Molecular function (GO): polyubiquitin modification-dependent protein binding
Source: RefSeq, a predicted model, not a curated record
AUGUUCUCUGGAUUUGGAUCAGCAAUGUUUGGUGCAUCGCAAUUUGCGCCAAUGAACUCGAAUUUUGAAGAUUAUUUCAGAAGUUAUCCAGUUGCUAUGAUGCCUGAUCAUAUUAGAAAAGAUGAUGCCAAUUAUGGGGGAAAGAUUUUUUUACCAUCUUCGGCAUUGAACAAGUUGACAAUGCUACACAUAAGAUACCCUAUGUUAUUUGAAUUAUCGAACGAAGCAAGUGGUGUUACAACUCACAGUGGUGUUUUGGAGUUUGUGGCGGAAGAAGGAAGAGCUUAUCUACCACAGUGGAUGAUGUCAACUUUACAAUUAUCACCGGGGCUGUUGUUGAAAAUUUCCAACUGUGACUUACCGUUAGGUAAUUUUGUGAAAAUAGAACCUCAAUCCGUUGAUUUCUUAGAUAUUUCAGAUCCAAAGGCGGUGUUAGAAAACGUGUUAAGAAACUUUUCUACUUUAACGGUAAAUGAUAUCAUUGAAAUAAACUAUAAUGAUUCUAUAUUUGGUAUAAAGGUUCUUGAGGCCAAACCUGAAUCAUCAAGCCGUGGUAUUUGUGUUGUUGAAACAGAUUUAGAAACAGACUUUGCACCACCGGUUGGGUAUGUUGAGCCAGAAUAUAAACCUCAGGCGAAGAAACCUACAACGAACGCAAUCGACCCAUCUAGCGUAAACAGAAGUGCCGGGGCUGGUACUAUGGCCAAGUCUUUGAAUUAUGCCAACUUGGUAGCUGAAUCAUCAAAUCCUGCGACGAAAGCGUUCCAAGGAUCAGGGCAAUCAUUAUCUGGAAAACCUACGACAGAACGGGAACAAGUUAAAGAAAAUCACACGAUAGAUGAUUUGGAUCCUGAUGCAGAACCCGUGCCAUUGGAUUUACCAAGUAAUCAGUUAUUUUUUGGCUUUCCAGUGGUACUACCAACGCCUGAAGAAAGUGAGGAAGAGAAUGCUAAUCAAGCUUCGCAGGAUGCUUUUAGCGGAAGUGGGCAAUCAUUGAGACAGAGUAAAAAACGAAAGGAUAAGACUAGUAAUCAUCCAUCAUUGAAGAAUCAUUCAAGAAGCCCAGACUACAUUGAAAUAGAUUAA